This is a messenger RNA of Strongylus vulgaris, 779 nucleotides long. The record is from the annotation of a GenBank genome assembly. NCBI's taxonomy places the organism in Eukaryota, Metazoa, Nematoda, Chromadorea, Rhabditida, Strongylidae.
AUGAUUAAGAGACCCUGCACACUGGAUUACAACUCCGCCGUCGGAUGUCAUCAAGACCACUGUCAGGUUGCACAGGACGCCAUGGAUUUCGAACCAAAAGGGCACGCCAAAGACGCUCUGUACCUACAACGCAAGGGCAACCGAUCUUCACGCCCUCCCUCAAGUUACAGGGCACAUGAAUUAUCACGUAAUCGCCUCAGGAAACAAAGUCCAGGAGUCUUCAGUGAUGAUAGACUCAUCAUUCGUGGUGAGAAAGUUCCGUCAAGGAGCGUUGAAGGCAACGUGGAUGCCAUACGCUCAUCUGUUAUCCAUUUUGUUCAUGAAAUCCUAUCACCUCGCCUGGGUAUCCUUCCCUUCCGCUGCAUGAGAAAACCAUCACUAUCAACAACUGGCAAUCUCCAACGCCAACGGUUAAUGACUCGGAAUAAGAUGCUUGUACGAGGAUUUGGAGGAGUCAUCCGCAAUGAGGAAUCCUUCUACAAAUUUGCCGUAGGUGACGGUGAAAAUCGGAAUGCCAGAAGGGUAGCAAAGGAUCGGGAUUUUUGUAUCAGGACUCCGGUUGUUGGUCUCUUAUUCGCUGCACGACUUUUUCAUGCAAUCCAUUUCCAUGGAAAAAACAUCAGCGGUGGACAUGGGAGUUACCCAAAGGCACGACUCAUGCAGAAAAUCAACCAUUCUCACCAAGCGAAGGCGCUCUUAUUUGACGUCAUAGUAGUACCAUCUUUCAACAGUGGUUCAGAUCACCGCCCUCGUCGAGCAAAAGUACGAUAUAACUGAAA